GCUCAACGGCUCCGACUGGAGCAGCACCUCUCAACCCAAUUCGCCGAGCUUCACCAAUGGCUCCUGGAGAAGGAGGCGGCCAUGAGAAGGUACAUCCGCCAUGAGGAAGAGCUCCUCCUUAGCGAACUAGAGACGAACCACCGCAACAGGCAAGAGCAAAUGCGGCUGGCUGAGGAACAAGUGGUGAAGAUCAAAGCUCGGCUGGAGGAGCAGCAAGACCCUGAGAUAUUCCUUAAGGUUGCUCCCUGUCUUAUAACCUUGGAUCCUGCCACCAACCACCCUAACCUUGUCCUCUCAAAGGAUCUUGACAGUGUAUAUCUGGAGGACAAUCCUGAGGAGGAAGUCCCUGAUGGGCCCGAGAGGUUCAGCAAGUCUGUGUGUGUGCUGGGUGCCCAAGAGUUUACCUCAGGACGUCAUUAUUGGGAAGUAGAAGUGGGGGAUAAAACCAGCUGGGACAUUGGUGUGGCCAAAGAGUCAGUCAACAGGAAGGAAGCCAAAGUGACGCUCAAGCCCAGCAAUGGAUUCUGGGCCAUCUGGCUGCGGAAUGGCAACGAAUACAAGGCUCUUGAUUCUCCUUCCAAGCAGCUGUCUCUCAAGGUCAAACCUCAGAAAGUGGGCGUGUAUCUAGAUUAUGAAGGGGGACAGGUCUCCUUCUAUGACGCCGACCUCAUGGACCACAUCUACACCUUUUCAGACAUCUUCACUGAGUGUCUCUAUCCCAUGUUCAGCCCGGGGGUCAACAAAGAUGGACUCAAUGGUGAACCCUUGCGCCUUCUACUACCUUGGACAUAGCAAGAACUGUACAUAGAGCUCAUUCUUGACUUUUUUUUCACUUGUAAGAAGUCCUAAGUGUGCCUAAGUUCUUUGUGUUCCUGCUGCAAUGACUAAAAUCAAAGUGUCAUUUGUGUCAUCUCAGAUUAAAACCUGGAGUGGAUCCACUGCCCCCAUGAACUGGAUGUUA
Molecule: messenger RNA, 961 nt
Organism: Pogona vitticeps (central bearded dragon)
Lineage: Eukaryota; Metazoa; Chordata; Lepidosauria; Squamata; Agamidae
Source: RefSeq, a predicted model, not a curated record